UUGUGUUUCAGCAGCCUCAUUUCGAGAGACCUUAGCUUCCUUUACGAAUUCAGCAUUUGCAUUAUCACCAUCAGGGUCGAUCCGUAGGCACCCUAAUAACCUCUUUAAUUUCAGGUUGCGCAAUACAAUCACCAUCAUUCAACGAAAUGUAAGUUUGAGAAACCAAAGAUUUUGAUUCAAACUUACGCUUACCCACAGCCCCAACUACCAUACGCCCUCUCGCUGAACCCUCUAAACACUUCACAAGCUCGUUGUCAGACCCCCAAACUAGCCAACGAACUCUCCCUAUCAGGAUGAGAACGUGGAUCAAGAGCAAAACUGGAAUUAGAUACACAUACUUUCUACGAUCGCAAAACUUCUUGGCAUUAAACGAUGCCGUCACUCACUUGUAUCCGAUGAUCCUAAUCUGUGACGGAAGAUUCGAAUUUAAGCGUUCAACCAGUCCAGGUGGGUUAAUGUAGAAGCGGCCCAAGACCACCUGUCCCACGGCGCUCACGAUCAGUACGAACUGAGCGAGCCCAGUCAUAACACUUGGGUUGCCACUGUCCUGUUCCGGGACGGUAGCAGAGUGAAAUAGAGCUUCUUCAGGUUACCUUCGAUAGUUUGGCUCCUGGAUUCUUCUCCAUUGCCCACGCCGCAGUACAGUGUGCGAAGAAUAUCGCACUUUGCGGCGCUUGUAUCUUUGCUUCUUGAUCGUCGUGUUAUCGCCGGGGGCGGUUGUGCCAGUUUCUUCAUCGUCGGACGUCGUGGUGCACAUUUUAGGCUUUUUAUGCUCUGGUUCUUGUUGCAGUGGUGGGGAUGUGGUGGUUUUUUUGAAUCUGAAUUUCCAUCUUCAGUGCUUAAAAUCCGAGUUUUCCAUUAAUUUUUCUCAAAUGUCUAUACCCCAGCAAAACUAAUUGCCUUUUGGCGGCAAAGGAAAGGUUUUUGAAAAGCGGGUACUUCUUUUUCUCCCUCUCUUCUCUCUCUCUCUCUCUCUCUCUCUCUCUCUCUGGCCAACUAAAGGAGAAAUUCUCGUGAAACUGGUCCCGGUCCCGGUCCCGAUCCCGGCCCCGGGACACAAAUGACCACCACUGAAGUCUAUAUCUCCACCGGCCAAAACACAGUCCCACGCAAUCGCUUGAUUGCUAAGCUUUGCAGUUAUGGUGAUACUAAACCACAUAAAUCUACAUAGUUCUUCGCAACUCAAACCGCACGUGUACUAGCUUGGAGCCUUUACUUUCCAAUCUUAGCUGUCGGGUGUGAUUAUUGGGAGAUCCUAACCCCGAAUUGGCUGAUUUGAACGAUCUGCUUCUGUCAACCGUUGAAACAUGAAUAAUCUAUCGCCUAUUCUCCAAUUUCAAAAAGCUAUUCCCUUUUUCAAAAUUCCCUAUUUUCCAUCUCUUUCUCCUUUGCAGUCUGUAAUAUUCUGUACCGAAGGCUGCUAUUGCGCAAUCGAAUCCUUUCCUCGCACAAAUUCAUGUCCUCUUUAAGCUUUUUCAAAUUUAUGGAGGCAACUGCGUGAUUCUAAUUGAAUGGACUUUGCAUAAUUCUCCAACCUUUUCUUUUCUUUCUAUUUAAAGGCCAAAGGGCGCAAGAACGAGCCCACGCUGCGAUCACUACCUUCUUAGCUUUGAUAUUUCUUUCGUGUCCAAACAUAUACGAUCCAGCGUCAAAUCGGCAGCCACCAAUUGAUUUGAAAUGGGCUUUGCUGAAAAUAACCAGCAGACUGAUAUUGGUGCAGCUGUGCGCAAUGGAAGAGAAAUACUUUUGCAGGCUUAUAACUGGGAAUCUCACAAGUAUGACUGGUGGAGAAAUUUAGAAAGGAAAGUUCCUGAUAUUGCAAAAUCUGGGUUUACUUCAGCAUGGUUGCCGCCUCCUACUCAGUCCUUCUCACCUGAAGGUUACCUUCCCCAGAACCUUUAUUCUCUAAACUCUUCAUAUGGUUCUGAGCACCUGCUGAGGGCUUUAGUUCAAAAAAUGAAGCAGCAUAAAGUCAGAGCAAUGGCAGACAUUGUUAUCAAUCACCGUGUUGGGACUACACAAGGGCAUGGAGGAAUGUAUAACCGUUAUGAUGGGAUUCCAUUAUCAUGGGAUGAACGUGCUGUUACAUCUUGUACUGGUGGACUGGGUAACCGCAGCACUGGGGACAACUUCCACGGGGUUCCAAACAUUGAUCAUAGCCAACAUUUUGUUCGAAAAGAUAUUACAGCAUGGCUGCAGUGGCUUCGUAAUUAUGUUGGCUUCCAAGAUUUCCGUUUUGACUUUGCGAGAGGUUACUCGCCCAAAUAUGUGAAAGAAUACAUUGAAGGGGCGAAACCAAUAUUUUCUGUUGGGGAGUACUGGGAUUCUUGUAACUACAGUGGCUUUUAUUUAGAAUACAACCAAGAUAGCCACAGACAACGGAUUAUCAAUUGGAUUGAUGGCACAGGGCAGCUCUCAACUGCAUUUGACUUCACUACUAAGGGAAUUCUUCAGGAAGCUGUUAAGGGACAAUUCUGGCGUCUGCGUGACUCUCAGGGGAAGCCACCAGGUGUAGUUGGAUGGUGGCCUUCAAGGGCUGUGACAUUCAUCGAUAACCAUGAUACAGGCUCAACGCAGGGCCAUUGGCCUUUCCCUUCAAAUCAUAUUAUGGAGGGUUAUGCAUACAUACUCACACAUCCUGGAAUUCCAACAGUCUUCUAUGACCAUUUUUUUGACUGGGGAAACUCCAUUCAUGACCAAAUUGUGAAACUGAUUGACAUUAGAAAAAGCCAAGACAUCCAUAGUCGAUCAUCUAUCAGGAUUCUUGAAGCCCAGCCAAACCUCUAUUCCGCAAUUAUAGGGGAGAAAGUAUGCAUGAAAAUUGGGGAUGGUUCCUGGUGCCCAGCUGGCAGGGAAUGGACACUGGCAACCUCCGGCCAUAGAUAUGCUGUGUGGCAAAAUUGAUCCCCUUCAUAAUUGGUCCCCAGCGUUGCUAAUCUACUUCUGGGUAGUUUGGUAGAGGUCAUGCCCUACAGCUACAUACUAGGAUAGUAUAGCUAUUACACGAAUAAUUUUGCUCCAAGAUCACAAUCUUGUCUAUUUUUAUCACUAAAUCAAUGCUCCAUUGGCUUCCAUUUGAGGCUUACUUGGAAGUUUCAUGUUCCCUGCCAUUGAGGACAGGGUAGGGGGUUCAGUGUGAUCCUCCUGACUAGUGGAUAGUGGAUGUGAAAUGUGAUUUAAAGUUCUUGAAGAUUCAAAA
Molecule: messenger RNA, 3199 nt
Organism: Hevea brasiliensis (rubber tree)
Lineage: Eukaryota; Viridiplantae; Streptophyta; Magnoliopsida; Malpighiales; Euphorbiaceae
Product: probable alpha-amylase 2
Exons: 13
Coding region: 1678-2904 (408 amino acids)
Biological process (GO): carbohydrate metabolic process
Molecular function (GO): calcium ion binding; alpha-amylase activity
Source: RefSeq, a predicted model, not a curated record